CGUUAUAAUCGCAUACGACAUAUUGAUACGUCAUCUUAAUGAUGUGGAACCUGUUUCCAUGCAUAAAAUGUGUAACAUAUAUCUUAGUUUUCUUUCUUUUAUUUUUCAAUUGUACUUUUUCGCAAAAAAACCAACACAAUUGUAAGUUAUUAUUAUUUUAACUAUUGAACGUGUGACAUUUAACGAAUAACGAAGAUGGCGCUCAUUUUGAUUUAUCUAUAUAUUUGCAAAGUGCUCGGUUGACUAUGCGAAGAGGUUAUAUUUCUCUGUGUUAACUCAUUAUACUCGUAUUGCCUAUAAACGCAUUACGAAAAGAUAUUUAAUGAUAAUUUCGACGCGAAAAACACGUAGAGAUAUAAAGGCGACAGUAUAUGAAACGAAAGCUCAUACUUAGAAACCAUUAUUGAAAUUUUUCAAUUUCUAUGACAGUGGAUUGUCAAAUGAGGCAAUGGGUACGACACCAAGUCGAUACGAUGAUUUAUCAAAAAAUGUUUAUCUAGAAAAGUUUUGUGGGAAAAAGAGUAUUCUUCCAAAUGAUCCAUUUUGGAAUACAUUUUUAUCUUACAAUAUGAGACCACCUGUUACAAGAAGUGACCAGAUAGAACUAGACUCUCGACUAGAUUCCUCAUGCCAACAGUUGUUGGCUAAUAAUUUAACCACUGGCAACUUUGGUAGUUUGAUACAAGUUGCUCUUAUGCGUGCCAGUAGUUUACUUGCAUCAAUGCAAAAUCAAAAAAUCAUAUCAGCCUGGCAGACAUACAAUGCAUUGUUUACGGUAAGAUGUAUAUUGAAAUAUUUAAUAGAAACAGUGGGUGAAGAAGAAAUGAUAAAACAUAUAGAAGCACCACAGUUGUCAGUACCAACGCAAUCUAAUUCAUCUUAUAGAUUAAAAGAUCUUUUUGAAGCAUUAGUUGACAUCAUAACAGAUGUACCAUUUGAGUUCACGUAUGUAGUUCAUCUAGAAGCUAUAAAUUGCUUACUCGUAUUACUUUCUGUACAACUUUUUUCACAAACUGCAGCUGAAUACAGUUGUAUCUAUAGAAUAGCAAUGCAUUCGCAUUCUAGUGAACACGCAGCAGCAAUGGUAUGUACAUUGCUGCAUAAUUUUGUGCAACAAGAACAUGCUCCUCCUGGUUUACUUACCCAGCAACCAGGAGGAAGUAUUGUUUUUAGUCUGGCAGCUGGAUUGUGGAAUGUAAUUACAAUGGGUAUGGGUAGUAGUUUAAAAAAUGUACAAGUUACAAGUAAUGGUACUUCUGAAGAAGAGGAACGAAAACGUGAUACAGAAACACCUCUUGCUAGUCAAUCAUUAUUACUUCUAUUGAUAUUAACAAAUCAUUGUACUGCAACUCAAAAUCCUUAUAGGAAUGCACUUUUUACAUUUGUGGAUAUGCAAGAAGACUAUAUCACAAUGCAAGGAAAAUUUAGGUUUAAUUUAAAUAAAUUGUAUAAUACCAUAUGUAAAAUACCAAAUACAGAUGAAGUUACAUUAUUAUUAUACAUGUUGCUCCAUAGAAAUUCAAGUGUAAAACAAAAUAUCAUGAGAAGAUCAGAUAUACAGCUAUUGGUAAUACCAAUACUUCAAAUAUUGUAUCAUGCUCCAAACAAUACGUCGCAUCACAUUUAUAUGUCUCUUAUUAUUCUUUUAAUUUUAAGUGAAGAUGAAACAUUUAACAAGAGGAUACAUGAAAUAAUGCUUAAGGGUGUGAGUUGGUAUACAGAAAGAUCAAUAAGUGAAAUAUCAUUAGGAGGUCUUUUAAUUCUUGUUGUCAUAAGAACCAUACAAUAUAAUAUGUUCAAAAUGAGGGAUAAAUAUCUCCAUACAAAUUGCUUAGCAGCUUUGGCAAAUAUGUCAGCACAGUUUACAUCUUUACAUCCGUAUGUUAGUCAAAGAUUAUUGAGUUUAUUUGAAACUCUCGCAAAAAAACAUGCUAGAUUAGAAACAAAAAUACGCACGCAACCUUCUGUUUCUUCUGACAAUACUACUACUACCGUUAAUGGAACAACACCAAACACAGAUUUAAUCCAAGACUUAACAAUACUGGAAGAAGUUUUACGAAUGGUACUAGAGAUCAUAAAUAGUUGUUUAACUCAUAGACUCGCACAUAAUCCAAACUUAAUAUAUACUCUUUUAUAUAAAAAAGAUAUUUUUCAACCAUUUAGGAUGCAUUCAGCAUUUCAAGACAUUGUGCAGAAUAUAGAUUCUGUCAUAAAUUUUUUUUCUUAUAAAUUGGAACAAAAAGAUCAAUCGCAACUUGGUGUGAGUCAAGUAUUAAGUACAAUUCAGCAAGGUACUAGUGAAUGGCCACGUGACCGCUUAAGGAAAUUUCCAGAAUUGAAGUUUAAAUAUGUGGAAGAGGAACAACCAGAAGAAUUCUUUAUUCCUUAUGUAUGGAGUGUCGUGUGUCAAAGUGCUCUCUUACAUUGGAAUGCUCAUACUGGAGAACAGACAACGAUUAUCGUUUGCUGAUACUGAGACAAAAACUGCUAUUUGCAGUAAACAUAUGCAAUAGAAAUCAAGUAAAAAGUAUUGAAAGUGGUAUUUCUUCAUGAAACAUUUAUUUGAUACGAAAAAAAACCAACAUAUAUAUUGUUUAUUGUAAAAGUAAUCAAAGCAAGAGAAUAGAGACCAAUCUAAAACAAUACAUACUCAUUUUAUGUCUGAAAUCGUCAGUACUUAUCUCUUGUCUUUGUUAUUAUUUCACUUGAUCACGUCAAUGUUUAACUUUUUAAAAUAACACCUGUUUAUUCAAACGAUUAGCAUCUAAAUUUAAUCGUUAACUAAAAUAAUAUUAUGAAAUCGUGGAAUGUUUUAAGAUGUUUUUUCAUAUGCAUAAGCCUAAUUAAUAAGGUAUUAUUUAUGUUAUAAAUAAUACUACUUAAUUCAUUCAUUGUACAAUAAUGAAAUUGGCUUAACAUCGUAAAAUUAUGUGUUGUUAAGACUGGUGUUACAACUUAACAUUUUAUAAAAGCUACAUUAUUGCUUAAAUUAAAUAUCAUUAAUGAAUAAAAACGUCUAAAUAUUCAACUGGAGCGUCAUAAAUUCACACCAUGGGUAAGAGUGAAACGUGAACAUUUUAUAUCAUUCACAAAAGGAUAUAAAUAAAUAUUGAAGUUUCCAGUUGGAUGUUCACGCUAAACAACAUUUUCGACAUGUUAUUAAAAUUUUUCAUAAUGAAAAUGAUAAUGAUAAGGGAACUUUUUAAGUAAAUUAUGUUUUAAAAAAAGAUAUACCUAUCUCUGUUAUUUAUUAUAAUCUCCGCUUUCUAAAAAGCUAAAAUGAUUAUGUUAUAUAUGUUAAAAGUUAUUUCAAAGCUGAAAUUUAAUAAUAUUAUAUAAUUUGACUUGUAAGACAUGUGAACAUUGUAGACUAUUAUUUAUAUAGUGGUGAAACUGUUUAGUUACAUUUUGUUUAUCAUGUUUAAUUGUAAAUAUAAGCGCAUGAAGCAAAAUAUUGUAUGGAAACUAAUGAAAAUUAAAAAAUGGCAUAGUAUAACAGCAUUUGUAUACAGAUGCAAUGCUGUUAAUGUUGAAAGUGAUUUUAAUUUAAUAAUAAUAAUAAAGAAUUCUGAUAUUUAUAAAGAGUGUGUUUUUAUUUUAUCAAAUAUUUAAAAAUAUCUAAAUAUAUUGUAAAAAUAAUCAAGUUACCUGUGGGUGCAUACAUAUAUGUAUCAAAUUAUAUGACAAUUAUAAAACAUUUUAAAGAAUGCUGAAACAAAUAUAUGUAAUAAAAAGUAAAUAACUUAUUAAAUUAGCAUUCUUGUUUAUUAUAAGAAGGGAGAAAUUAAUAUUAACUAUCUUUCAGCCUACAGGACAUAUUAAAAUAUAUCAAAUUUUUCCAGUAUUACAUAGAUUUUAAUUAUCAAUUUCAAUCACACUGAAAGCUUUUAUAAAACAAAAUAAAUAAAUAUGUAGCACAAUGUAUAUAAAAAUAUAUGAAAAAUAAAGUUGAUAUUGAACAAAUACACAUACUUGAAUUCCAAUAGAUCCCUUCGGCUGUAAAGUUAGUUCAUCCACUUGUCGAAUGUACAUCUUUAUUAAACAAAUACAGUUGACGUCUUAAUAUUAUUUAUAAUAUGUCGUUAUAGAUAGUAUUUCAUUUUCCUAGCCUGUGCAGCGUGUAUAUGCGGCCGCGUAUGUGUCUCUGCCUGUGUGUGUGUGUCGCGUGUAAAUGUAUAUGAUGUGUGUGCAUGUAUAUGAUGUGUGUGCAUGAUGCGCGCGUGCGCGCGCGUGUGUGUGUGUGCAUGUUUCUUCGUGUACAGUACUAUUGCUAAUAUUUUUUCUUGUCGAACGAUUUUCAGUUGCAGGAUAACAAGGUAAUUUGACGUUUCUGUGCGUCGUGUGCAGACGCGCCGAGUAACUCAGUGUGUCACAUGUUUAAAUUAAGACUCGUGUUGCAAUCCUUUCUCGCCACUUCACGUCGCUUAAUGACUUUGAAACUGUGCUUAGCGUACAGAUAGUAUCAGUAUUAAUAAUUAAAUUCCUUAACGGUACUAUAUCGUUACUUAAUCUUAUUAGUUAACACACAAUCAAUCUGCGACGGGAGGGAAUUUAGUCGGUCCGUAAUGUGUUCGCUUACGGCCUAGCUAUAUAGUCGGUAUAGUUGAUUAUUUAAAUCAUUACAACGUCUCCGUAGGAUUGGUAUUAUUUUAUUUCUUUCUUUUCUUUUCUUUUCU
Messenger RNA from Heterotrigona itama, 4676 nucleotides. The record is from the annotation of a GenBank genome assembly. NCBI's taxonomy places the organism in Eukaryota, Metazoa, Arthropoda, Insecta, Hymenoptera, Apidae.